GGUAAAACAAUAAGAGGGGGCGGCGGAAAAGGGGGCGGGACGUCCGUGUUCCUUGUCGCUCGCCGCAGCGUCUGGCCCCCGGGAAGAGGUGGUUGUAAGGGAAGCGAGCUCGCGGCUUUCCGGCUUCCGAGGCUUGAGGUUUGGCGGAGGGGGGAGGCGGGAAGCGAGAAGAAUCCGCGGCAGCCGGUCCCCGGCGACUCCCCUGCUGAUCUCCGCGCCGACGUACGCGCUGCCACUGUUGGUUGGAGCAUUUGACAUUGUGCAGCAAAGAAAUGGUUAUGGAGAAGCCCAGUCCGCUGCUUGUAGGGCGGGAGUUUGUGAGGCAAUAUUAUACUUUGCUGAAUAAAGCUCCAGAAUAUUUACACAGGUUUUAUGGCAGGAAUUCUUCCUACGUUCAUGGUGGAGUAGAUGCUAGUGGAAAGCCCCAGGAGGCUGUUUAUGGCCAAAAUGAUAUACACCACAAAGUAUUAUCUCUGAACUUCAGUGAAUGUCAUACUAAAAUUCGUCAUGUGGAUGCUCAUGCAACCUUGAGUGAUGGAGUAGUUGUCCAGGUCAUGGGUUUGCUUUCUAACAGUGGACAGCCAGAGAGGAAGUUUAUGCAAACCUUUGUUUUGGCUCCUGAAGGAUCUGUUCCAAAUAAGUUUUAUGUUCACAAUGAUAUGUUUCGUUAUGAAGAUGAAGUAUUUGGUGAUUCUGAACCAGAACUUGAUGAAGAAUCAGAAGAUGAAGUAGAAGAGGAACAAGAAGAAAGGCAACCAUCUCCAGAACCUGUGCAAGAAAAUGCUAACAGUGGUUACUAUGAAGCUCACCCUGUGACUAAUGGUAUAGAGGAGCCUUUAGAAGAAUCCUCUCAUGAACCUGAACCUGAGCCAGAAUCAGAAACAAAGACUGAAGAAUUGAAACCACAAGUGGAGGAGAAGAACUUAGAAGAAUUAGAGGAGAAGUCUACUUCUCCUCCUCCAGCUGAACCUGUUUCUCUGCCACAGGAACCACCAAAGGCUUUCUCCUGGGCUUCAGUGACCAGUAAAAACCUGCCUCCUAGUGGUACUGUUUCUUCCUCUGGAAUUCCACCCCAUGUUAAAGCACCAGUCUCACAGCCGAGAGUUGAAGCUAAACCAGAAGUUCAGUCUCAGCCACCUCGUGUGCGUGAACAACGACCUAGAGAACGACCUGGUUUCCCUCCUAGAGGACCAAGACCAGGCAGAGGAGAUAUUGAACAGAAUGAAUCUGACAACCGUAGAAUAAUUCGCUAUCCAGACAGUCAUCAACUUUUUGUUGGUAACUUGCCACAUGAUAUUGAUGAAAAUGAACUGAAAGAGUUCUUCAUGAGUUUUGGAAACGUUGUGGAACUUCGCAUCAAUACCAAGGGUGUUGGGGGAAAGCUUCCAAAUUUUGGUUUUGUGGUUUUUGAUGACUCUGAACCAGUUCAGAGAAUCUUAAUUGCAAAACCAAUUAUGUUUCGAGGAGAAGUACGUUUAAAUGUGGAAGAGAAAAAAACAAGAGCUGCAAGAGAGCGAGAAACCAGAGGUGGUGGUGAUGAUCGCAGAGAUAUUAGGCGCAACGAUCGAGGUCCUGGUGGUCCACGUGGAAUAGUGGGUGGUGGAAUGAUGCGUGACCGGGAUGGAAGAGGACCUCCCCCAAGAGGUGGCAUGGCACAGAAACUUGGCUCUGGAAGAGGAACCGGGCAAAUGGAAGGCCGCUUCACAGGACAGCGUCGCUGAAGCUCCACUGUUGGCAAAGUUUUGGCAGUGGUACAUUAUUCAUCGUGUUUGCAUUCUUGUUAAUUUUUUUUUGGCUUUGGAAUGUGACACAGCCUUUUUGAUCAUUUCUUUGAUGUGAAAAGCAUCUUUUGGUUAUCAGUUAAAUUGAGGUGGACGUUAUUUCCCCAAUUUCACAACAGGAUUCACAUUGUUAAUUUAUAAAUCUAGACUUGGAGAAUUAAGGACUGAGAAAUGACCAUAUCUUAAACUAUCUACAACAAAAUGAACUUAAAAGGACAUGCCCAACUGAAUUCAGGUCCUUUGAGUCAAAAAAAUCCUCUGCUGCACAUUUUGUUUAAGUGUUACUGUUUCUGCCUAUUAAUGUUGGAAACACAAAUAGUGCAAUUUGUGCAAUUGGAGAAUCUUGCCUUUUUUCUUGGCUCCCCCCAAAAAUACAAACCAACAGAAACUUGUUAUGCACUCAUCAAAAAUGCACUAAUGGGUACUCUGAACUCAUUAACAUUGACAUCUGCAACAGGAAGCAAAAGGGGAAAAAAUCUUUCAUCUUUUUUUCCAGUAGAGAAUAGUUUGUGAAAUGAUGAGGGCAUUUUAUCUGCUUGCUGUGACCAGCGUGUGUAUACAUAAACCUUAACAAGACUACAGUAUAUUCCAGAAGGAAAUCAUUUAGUUAUGAACUAAAUAACAAAAAUCAGAACUUCAAAUGCUAUGGUCUUGAAUAUUAGACCAGAUUUAGUAGCUCCAUAUCUAAGAUUUUUCUACCUGCCCCUCUACAGUACAGGGAUGGCUGGCUGCUCAACACACUCCUCCUCCCCUUUUUCCUUUCUUUAAGCUGUGUACAGUGAAAAUUGUCUUUACUGUAUUUUUGUUCUCUGGUAAUGUAAUAAGCAUGAUGGUGCCUUCUAUUAAUACAUCAUUCCAGUCUUGCUGGUAAUUUUGUACAGUAUAGUGUAUGAAUUGCUGUGCUGCAAAGCCAAACAGCUGCAAAAUGUUGAAGAAUCAUUGAAGUGCAUAAAAAUUGCAGUAUCUUUAAAAUCAGUAAAAUUGACUAGCAUAUUAUUUAUCUUGUUCUUCAGUUAACAACUUUAUGUUCUCUGUGGGAGGGAGUCUUGUGUGUUUGGGAGGGAGAGAAGGAGGAAGUCAGUUUUUUCAGUAAGUCUCUUGUUGACUUUUCUCUUAGCAUGAAUGUGAACGUUGAAGUGUUACCACUUGAGAGGUGCUUGGAAAAGUCAAUCAACUUGAUGUACCUUUUUAGUAACAUUUUUAAAGCAGUCAGAUUCCAUAAAUGGCAAGUAAACCUGAAGUGAGGAUACUGCAAUUUUCAGAGAAAAGAACAGCAGCUCUUAAGUGUUUGCGUUUUCUAUUUGGGGGGCAGGGAACUGUCAUUCAUUUUGCACAAUUCUUGAACUGAUGUCAGCACCCGAGUGGCUCUGAAUUUAAGUCUGGGACGACAUCUUUUAUUUUUACAUGAAUCUCUUAAACAAUUCUGUGAGCAAAGUUUGUAGCUGCUGGAUUGUCUUGUCUUCAUAGCAAGUUCCAGUAAACCACAAGUAUGGCAAAGGAUAUCCAAUUUUAUGCUUGGAGCAUUUGGUACAUACCCGUUUCUGAUGUUUCAGGCUAGGAGUGAGGUAAAUAAGUGUGACCACUUUAAAGCUGCUUGUUGGCAUGGAAGACUUCUCCAUUUUACCUUAGUAAAAACAAACAAAAAAUGCACUUGACAUAGUAGCAAACUGAUUCUGAAUUGUGAAACUGUUUGCUAUUUAGUAAACUAGCAAAUGAUGCACAUAUUUUGUUUUUCACGUACUGGGCAAUAUAAGGAAAAUUAAAUCUGUCCUUUCUUCUUAAGUGAGGUCUUCCAUGUUUGAGGAAAAGUCUUGCACUAUUGCAUAUAUUUGGGGGACACAGGUUUCUCAUAGUUUCCAUUUUUGGGGGCUUAA
Molecule: messenger RNA, 3655 nt
Organism: Ceratotherium simum simum (southern white rhinoceros)
Lineage: Eukaryota; Metazoa; Chordata; Mammalia; Perissodactyla; Rhinocerotidae
Source: RefSeq, a predicted model, not a curated record